Messenger RNA from Salvia hispanica, 906 nucleotides. RefSeq names its product transcription factor MYB48-like. NCBI's taxonomy places the organism in Eukaryota, Viridiplantae, Streptophyta, Magnoliopsida, Lamiales, Lamiaceae. Gene Ontology annotation, biological process: regulation of DNA-templated transcription. The record is from RefSeq and is a predicted model, not a curated record. Gene Ontology annotation, cellular component: nucleus. Gene Ontology annotation, molecular function: DNA-binding transcription factor activity; sequence-specific DNA binding.
UUCCAUUUGCUUCAAUAUAUAUACAUAUAUAUAUAUAUAUAUAUAUAUAGAUAGAUAUAGUGAUCCAUCGACAGAUAGCUAGGUAGAAUCAAGAGAUGAUGGAGAAAGAAGAAGCCAUGAGAAAGGGGCCAUGGACCGAAGAAGAGGACGUUCAGUUGGUGUUCUACGUUAACUUAUUCGGCGACCGGCGUUGGGACUUCAUUGCUAAAGUAUCAGGUCUCAAACGCACCGGCAAGAGCUGUCGUCUGCGCUGGGUCAACUACCUCCACCCUGGCCUUAAGAGGGGUAAAAUCACCCCUCACGAAGAGCGCCUCGUUCUCCAACUCCACUCCAAAUGGGGAAACAGAUGGUCAAGAAUUGCCAGGAAAAUACCCGGUCGCACUGAUAACGAGAUCAAGAACUACUGGAGAACUCACAUGAGGAAGAAGGCUCAGGAACAGAAGAAGAAGGCCACCGGUAUUCCUCAUGCCUCCUCCUUCUCCUCCUCCUCUUCCUCAUCCUGCUCCUCCAUCGCCAGCUUCUAUGACACUGGCGGGAUGGAGGGACAAAACAACAAUAACAAGUGCAAGGCGGCUGCGGAAGAAGUGUAUUCCAUAGAUGAGAUCUGGAAGGACAUAGAGCUGUCUGAAGAGAGUAGCAAUUUUCCAAUCACAUCUCCUCUAGUAUGGGAUUUCCCCACAAAUGAUUCUCUGUGGUCUCAUGAUGACCAUGAGAGCAAGAUGCUGAUGACUCCCCCCUACGAUUCUUUCCCUUUUUACAAUCACCAUAUGUCUGGCUAAUUCCAUUCAUUUUUAAGCUAUCAAUUUCAGGCAUAAGCUAGCAGGUGCUUACUUUUUGUAUAUAUUUAAUUUCUCUCUAAUAAUAGAAUGAAUGCGUGAGAUUCUAAUAUUAUACUCCCUUCGUCCC